AUGCCUCCCUCCAAGAGAUUACGCUGCGACGAUCCAGAAUGGACACGGCGUAAGACUGCAAUCGAGAUGAUGUAUGUGGUCGACCGCCUAUCUCAGAAGAAGAUCAGAGACAAGCUUAAAGAAGAUAGAUUUUUCGUAACAAAAUCGGAACUUGAGGCCCAACUGCACUUCUGGAAUAUUCGGAAAAACGCGAGUGCGGAUGUCUGGCGAUACACUGAUCACAGGCUUCUGAAGAGAGAGCAACAAGGCAAAACCAGCGUGGUGUAUCACAAUGGCAGGAAGGUCUUGCGCGACACACUCAAGAAGGAGCGGAGUCGCUAUCAACCAGAUACGUUGACCAAGUACAUGACAGCUGUGAGUCCAAAGACUCCCGAGGGUAUGGAACUUUGGAUCCGCACGCCAACUCCCGCACCUAUGCAAUUGGCGUGGGCUCACACACUUCCAUGGAUACAGUUCCAGAACGAAGUGUUACCGAGCAUUCUGGAUUUGACACACCGCGUCAUCGAUAAUGAUCCUCAACACCGUGAAAGCCAAACACGACUGGACUUCUCGCCUUUGCACCGGCAAUUCAACGGGGACCCUUUCAGAAAUGCCUUUGAUUUUGCCAUUAACGUCGCAUCCAUGAUGCCUGAGAAAGCGGACAACGCAAUCGCCAACAGUGCACAGAUCAUCGCGAAAGGAGCAACCGACCAAGCCUUCAAUGAGCACAUUCAGCUUAUUUUAUAUUGUCUCUCGAACAACAUGUACGAAAUCGACUAUGAAGACGAUUCUUCUUGGCUGACGGUUGUAACCCUCAUCGAACGCUCUGGCCUGACGAAACAGCCACUUAAGCUCGCGCAACAAACGGACUUCACCAUCACAUCCAUCGCAGAAAAUCUGUUCAAACGUUGCAUCGAGUUCAGGAGUGUAGAAUCUUCUCGGUCUGAGCUCCAUAUGAGUAAUUCAAAAACAAUCUCAUGGCUUCUCGAAUCCGGUCAAAAUCCAGAUGUGGAGGUAAAUGUCAAUGGUGAAACCUCCUCGCCACUUAGAUGUGCGACAAGCCGGUAUGAUUACGAACUCGCUAUGGAGCUCCUCGAUGCCGGGGCUGAUCCGAACAAAUCUUUUGACCAGAAAACACCUCUCCUCGGCUUGUUGCGAGAUGAUCAGGGUGUGUACUUGAAGAUGACACCAAAGCAGCGCGAUGCCUUCAAAAACCUAGUUCUGCGGCUUUUAGAGGCCGGCACGUCACUGCACGAGGGUCCCUCUGACGACGGGCCUUCUGCGCUCAUGUGGGCCGUCCGCUUGGACCUUGAAAUAGCUGACAUACUUAUUCAACAUGGCGCAAAGAUUGAGCAUCAGAGACAUGCUUAUUACACCAACAUGGGCGGGUGGCAAUUCGUCAGAAUACAAAGCGUGAUGGGAUUCGCAAUGUACAGAAGCGACGAAGAACAAGCCAUGAGAAAGGUUCAACAUUUAAUUGGUCAAGUUCGGCGAUCACAUUCAUCAAUCCCUGUCGCCGAUCUCCUACCUGCCGACGUUGUUUGCCGAGCUGCCUACUUUGGCUUCAAGCGCAUCGUUGAAUACUGCUGCGGUUGUCGGAACACUACGAACACCCGGCCACAUGUCCUGUUUUCGGCUCUCUGUGCCGCAUCACUUAGCGGCCGUCGGGAAGCCUGCGAGUUACUUCUUCAAUAUGGUGCGCCCAUCGGAGGUCCAAAGGGGCUUGAGGCGAUUCCCUCGCCACUCCACUUCGCAGCAUUGAUGGGUCAUUCCAACGUCGUCGAGCUUCUUUGUGAUUAUGGAGCUGACGUGAAUGUAGAGUUCAAACCCAGUGGGGGUUUUGAUCACGCAAGAAAUUACAUGUGGAACCGCGUCAUUACAAGUCUCGAGGUCGAACGCAGGCUCGGGGGAUAUUAUUCGCAGAAAAUUCUCGGCAUGCAUUCCCUCCGUAUCAAUGCCUUAGGCGCAGCAAUUGUUGGAGCCGAUGAACGAGCACCUCAAUUAUUUGAAAUUUUGAUCAAAUAUGGAGCGAAGGUGCCCAUUUGGGCUGCAUACUACGGCGCUAUUAUACCUCAACAUCCCGGGACUGUCUACUUUGCUGUGAAGCAGGGCGCUAAUCUGAAUUGGCGCGGGCCAGACGGAAAAACGCCUUUGCAAAGAGCUUUGCAACCAUUCACCAUGACUAUUAGGGUAAAGAAUAGGCUGAAAUUCGACAAGAAUGAUUGUUUGGCGGUUAUAAAUUCGCUAGUCGACGCCGGUGCAGAAACGGCUGGUAGCGAAGCUGAACUAAUAGUUGUGCUGGGGUGCUGGAGUCAUACUGAUGAGGUCUCAUCACGAGCCUUCGGUAACAAUUCCCAAUGGAAGGCACAUCAUCUGUCGAAAUUGGCUGCUAUUUUCCUUUCAAGGUCCAUCCCCAGGAUAGAACGGGUCUUAGCGAAUUGCCUUGGCGCCUACGAUCCCGGCGCUCUCUGUGCUGCCGUUAUGCUUGCCAUCUCAUCUGGCUCAACGGAACCCCUCCAGCAACUCAUCAUCAAUCGCCCAGAAAUUAUCCAUGGUGCAGAACAAGAAGGCGUUGCCUUGGGUCUCGCAGCUUGGCAUAGCCGAGUGGACAUACUGGACAUACUCCUUUCCAAGAUACAGAGCUCGACCCCAGCUUUGAUUCCUGCUUACUCGCAUGCUUGGGAGACACCUAUGACAAUCCCUUCUAAAGAAGAGUUGCAAAAGGAUAUUUCCGAGUCAUUCGAGGAGGAAAUUCCAUUUUGGCAUCAACAGUCUAAGGACGAACGUGAGUUUCUCCGUGGCUCGCCGUUGCUUUUCUCCAUCUGGUCCCAAGAGUGCCUGGAUAAGCUGUUGGAAAACGAUUUCAGGCCUGACAGACUCACCCUUUCCGUCGCUGUCUGUAAUGGGGAGAUUGAACUUCUCGAGAAGUUAGUUCACAGAAAGUUGGUCGACGACAGUGAUUUAGAUCGACCGGGCCCCUUGUAUUGGUCAGUUGUGAGAAGAUUGGAGGGAAUGACGAGAGUCCUCUUGAAGGCUGGUCUAAGCCCGAAUGAGCCUAACGAACUGGUUCAUCGCGGACGAAGCCCGCUUCAAAGCGCGGUUGAGGAUGGGAAUCUUAGGAUUAUAGACCUCCUUCUUGAAUCUGGUGCAGAUUUCAACGCUUCCGCGGCGAAGAAGGAAGGAGCUACGGCACUGCAACUUGCGGCCAUUCAAGGUCGUCUGGGCAUCGCAAGACGUAUGAUUGAUUUAGGGGCUAAUGUUAAUGCCUUGGGUGCCGAGGUAUAUGGUAGAACGGCCUUGGAGGGUGCCGCUGAACGCGGACGAUUGGACAUGGUUCAACUUCUGCUUGACUGCGGAGCCAAUGUUGUCGGAGACGGAUGCUUACAAUACUUCAGGGCUAUCAGAUUUGCAGAAGAGGAAGCACACAUGGUGGUGGCUAACGUCUUGAAGAAUCACAGAGAAUGGACCAACUUUGACUUUGAAACGUGGGAGCGGGUCGUUGGCCUUGAAAAGGAUGAGUUGGAAGGGCUGGAGGAACUCAUACCUAGCUCAGCUGGAACCCCAUCAUCCAGCUGCGGAGAUGAAGACGGCCCAGAGGACAUAGCACGUGUGAUAAGUCAUUUCGAUCAUGAGGUCAAAAGUAGUUGGGAAGAGCCCUUUCGUGAAGGGAUAAACGACGGAAAUGAAGCCGCACUUGUGGAGAGAACACCUGGACGACUUGAAAAUUCCUCAGUCGCAAUGUUCACUGGCGCUGGGUAUGACAACAUCGUUGUGGAAAAUCAUCUGGCUUCUCUUAUGUAUGGCCAGCCAGCAUGGAAUCAGCAAACCGGGAAUGCAGAGGAUGGGAUUCAGGUUUCAUGGGAAGGCAGCCCCAUCAUCGGGACUAUUCAUGACCUCCACGCCUUUCAGGGCUCCGAAAUUCUUCACAUCGACAAUCGACUAGGGUGUGACCAGCAGCCUGAAUGGGCAAACCAAGAACUUCAAGCUUUGUGGGAAUCUAAGCUGAUCGGAGGGCUCGAUAAUGAUGUAACCAUGGAAGAGCAGGUAUUCUCCGCCAUGGGUGUUGAAAUGACAUGGAAUCAGCAAUUGGGUAUCAUAGAUUGGAACGACCCUCGGAAUUGGCUUGGUACCGAGAUUGGAAGCGGGAUUUGUCAUGAAGUACUUGAAGGGGACGUGGAUUGGGUUGAUAUCCAAAAUCCUGAUGCCUAG
Molecule: messenger RNA, 4188 nt
Organism: Colletotrichum gloeosporioides
Lineage: Eukaryota; Fungi; Ascomycota; Sordariomycetes; Glomerellales; Glomerellaceae
Exons: 4
Coding region: 1-4188 (1395 amino acids)
Molecular function (GO): protein binding
Source: RefSeq, a predicted model, not a curated record